Messenger RNA from Suillus fuscotomentosus, 2666 nucleotides. RefSeq lists its product as uncharacterized. Lineage: Eukaryota; Fungi; Basidiomycota; Agaricomycetes; Boletales; Suillaceae. The coding region runs from base 114 to 2369 and encodes 751 amino acids. The record is from RefSeq and is a predicted model, not a curated record. The transcript has 5 exons.
CAAGUCCAAAUAAACGCUCAGCACGUAAAAUUAAACGACUACUAACUUACCAUUCAGCCGCUCCUUCUCCAUUCCACUCUCUUUAGAAUCACAAUUACUUUAGCAGUGCGACCAUGCACCGCCGAAAGUCCAGCAAGGAAGACGUGGACGAUGGUGACAUGUCUGUGCUCAUACCAGACAAUGAGCCAACAACGGCGCCUACGUUGACAGCAGCGCCUGCUAGUCUUCGACAACCACAGCUUGGUCCAGGAAUACCAGCACGUCAACCAACAGGUAGACGUCCACCUAGCAUUUCUUUAAAUUCACCGCCUAGCUCGCCCUUCCGUGCAUCUCAUGGUCGAGUACGAAGCAUAUCUUCGGGUCCGUUCAUGCCACCCGUGCCAUCCCCACUCGCCAACACGUUCCAUGUCCCACUUCAUCCGUUUGAACCGGGUCAGCUUGACGACCCUCCAGAAGGACUCAGAGGACACGGACGAAGACACAACCGGAUGCAUUCGCGCAACUUAUCGAUAUUCUUUCCCCGCUCACAUGCAACUAUCUCUGAAGAUCUCCCUGCAGACGUCGAAUCUGCCUCAAAUAUCAAUUCACAAUCCCAAAUCGACCUUCAUAUACCCGCAUCUCAAAGCGAGCCCCUUCAGAUCGGACAUGAUCAUACAGCUUCUUUUUCAUUCGGCUCCUCGGGUUCUAUCUCCAAGUCAAACUCUGCAGGUGCAGUCCCAGCUAGCGUGACAGCGCGUAGAGGCCAUCACCAUAAACAUUCCCUUUCUCAUAACUUCUUUUCUUUCCUUGACCCUGUUCGUCAAUCACAACCGGUAACAAAACCUGAGGAGUUGCACACGGCUCCUACCCCUGCUCCGAUGUCCCCAUGGAGUUCGGUGAGCAACGUCCAAGGCGGGGAGGGCGUAAGCUCUAGCAAAGUCGAAUUCACAACGGGCACCAGCUCUCGUUCCAGCUCAGCAUCACCCGCAUCCUCUCCCUCGCCUUAUCAUAACCAAUUUUCUUGGAAUCUAAGCAAAGACGGUCUUUUGGCACGAGUUGCAUGCAUGCUGCAAUUCUGCUUGGGCGGGUUGGUCUGGGUGCGCGGACAGGCUAUCGGGUCGUUGGCGUGUACAGGCCUAGGCUAUUGGGUCGUGUUUGAUGCGUUUGGCAUCGCAGCGGGCGGGCCUCUUCUUGGUAGAAACAAGGGUGGGUUUGGCCCAGCACGCACACAAACCACUCUCCUCUUCGCCCAAUGUGUCUACCUCAUGUUUGCGGGCGUUUACGUAGCCAAAGAAGCUGUCGAACAUAUUUUACUUUCUGCGGGACACGGACACGGGCACGGGCGCCCUUCCCCCUCCCUCUCCUCCGCUGCAUCAAUGUUAGGUUCGAAUGCAUCACUGAACGCAGCUGGGGGCAUCACGCGAGGCCUGGGUCUGCACGGCGCAAGCGAGAUGGGAAAUGAUGGACAUCAUCAUCAUUGGGGGGAUGAGAGGCCUGAGAUGUUGGGACUGUGUUACCCCCUCGGUCUCGUUAUCAUGGUCCUCCUCUCCCUCCUCGCUACUUCCAUUGCGUUUGAGCAUCAUGAUGUGUUAGUUAGAGUAACGAACAAACACAUGCACCUCCCAUCCCCGCUCUCUCUAUUCCAGCACCCCCGACUCCAUCCAUCAUUCUCUGUCCCAGGAAGAGGACAAGCGCAAGCGCCAUGGGAGAGGAUACUGAGGAACCCGUACGCCCUUCCCCCGAUUCUGUUUUGUGUAGCGAUUUUGGGGGGUGAGAUGGUUUUGAAUGUCGCACACUACACACCUUUCGACCUUUCUCUGGCAACUCUCCAGGUCAUCGUCACCACGCACGUCGCAUACGCAGCGUGUAUAGUCCUAGGCGGUGUGUUAUUGCAAACUGCACCUGCAGCGUCGUUUGUAAUGAGUGCCGGCGGCGUGGGUGGUAUAGGCACGAAAGGCACGGGUAUAAGCGCAAAAGGCAUAAACACCCUAGAAUCUCAAAUGGAAUCCUUCUGGCGCGUCGUCCGUGAAAUUGAGCGACACGAACACGUCACAAGUCUCCCUGCUCCGCAUGUAUGGCAGGUGUGUCCGCUUGGACAGGGCGAGAUGAGGUCUUCUGGAUUACAGUCUGCGCCAGGGUCUGCCUUCUCGGCGGCGUUCCCGUCUACGCCACGAUCUGCUCUCUCACGCUCUGAUUCAUCCCCUUCUUCCGACUCGCCAAGAGGGCCAGAACCGCAGUUGAUAAUCACGCUCUCACCACAUGUCCCGUCUUCGUUGUGUGAUGAAGAGGUAUUGAAGUUUACGCGGUGGGCGUGUGAGAGGGUCAGGGGGGCAUUCGUGGGUGACGGAGCGAAGGGGGUCGAGGUUUGCGUGGGUAUCCUUAGGGAGUAGGUACAUCGGGAAAGGAGGCGGCAGCGCGAUAUACCAAACCUUCUUUAUAUUUACCUUCUCCAGCUACGCUGAAUACCUCUUUCUCAUUCUGCCGCCCUGCAUAUAUCGUUUGGUCGACACACAGGCGAGACUACGGUGGAGUGACUUGUACAAACGACUCGGGGAGGUUGGGGGUUGGACCGCUGGUUAACCAAUGGUCUAGCGCUCAAAGGGAGCCUGGAAACGGGGCUAUCGUAUAUAAGCUACCAUAUUUCUGGCAUGUGUCACCAAACAAAACCUCCGCCACUAAUAAUAGCA